This is a messenger RNA of Dentiscutata erythropus, 136 nucleotides long. NCBI's taxonomy places the organism in Eukaryota, Fungi, Glomeromycota, Glomeromycetes, Diversisporales, Gigasporaceae. The record is from the annotation of a GenBank genome assembly.
AUCCUUUAUUACUCGACGAAAUGAAAAGAUUCAUGUUCAUUUUGCUGAUGAAGUUGUUGACAAUGAAAAGGCUUCUCGGAAUCCUGCUACUAAACAUCAUGUAGCUCAAAAUUCAAACAUUACAUAUUAUAUGUAA